AAGCUUUAGCUAAAACUUACACUGUGCAAACUUCCCUUAAAGAACUAAUUAAAUGAAAACGUUACCUACACAUGCGCAUUAUGGUGUUGUGUUAGGAUUCAGUUCUUUUUCAGUUGCACCAAAAAUAUUGCUGUUUCAUGCAACGCACAACGGAGAACGUCAGGAGAGCAUUCCUGUCUUUAUCCACUUUACUGUCGGCUGCUUUCUGCUUUGUUGUUAUUAGUACACAUGUUUCCAAAAGUUUUCUAAUUUUUAAUAUAAAUUCAGUAUUGGUAUAGUGUUGUAAAUUUAUCAAUACUUCAAAUUUAAGAAGUAUUAAUCAAACAUAAUUUCCACGUUAAUGAUCUUGUAAUGUUUAUUUUGGAAUAGUUUUAGCAUUGUGUAACCUAGAAAUAAAUUUUGUUGAGUAACCGGAGAGCACAAUGCAGAACCCGAAUGAAGAUACAGAAUGGAACGAUAUUCUGCGUAGCAAAGGAAUAAUACCGCCAAAGGAGAAAGAGCUUACAGAAGAUGACGUCGUCAAUAUUGUUGAAUCGACUAUCAAAGAGAAGCAAUCAAACGGCAAACAGCUUGAGGAUUGUUCGCUGGACGAGCUUGAUGAGCUGGAAGAUGAAGAAGACGAGAGGGUGCUGCUGGAGUUGCGAGAGAGGAGGUUAGCCGAACUGCGCGCCGAGGCAGCCAAGGCCAAGUACAGGGAAGUCCGCGAAAUCAGUGCCGUCGACUACGUAGAUGAAGUCAACAAAGCUGGCCAAGGAGUCUGGGUCAUCCUCCAUCUCUACAAACAGGGGAUUCCGUUGUGUGCUCUCAUCAAUCAGCAUCUGAAUGAAUUGGCUCAGAAAUUUCCAGCCACAAAAUUCUUGAAGAGUGUUUCGACAACUUGCAUCCCCAACUAUCCGGAUCGCAAUCUGCCCACUAUCUUUGUCUACUUUGAAGGAGAACUGAAGAUUCAGUUUGUUGGACCGCUGGAAUUUCGGGGACCGAAUCUCUCCGUUGAUGAUUUGGAGUGGAUGCUGGGCCAGGCGGGAGCAAUUGUGUCGCAGAUGAGCGAGGACCCUCGACCCAAGCCUCGCGACGCGCUGCUCUCGGCUCUCAACCAAAAUGACGAUUGGUGACACACACACAUACACGCGCACGAACACACCCACUCGGCCUCCGACUUCAGCUAUCCCACCUGCUUCUCGGUUUUCUGCUUUGUCUGCUGCUUUUUCUAAUAACUGAUUCGUCAGUUACUGUUCUACGUGAAAUGAAACGCGCAACAUUAUUUUGACUAUAUUUUUAUUCGAAAUUUGGCAACUUAUCAAGCUUUUACACGUAAAUAUUAUGCCAAACCCUCAAUACUAAAGCUUAUUCAAUUUGAAUUGUUUCGAUGUAUCAUAUUAUUCCAAAUUCUACAACUUCUACAUUAUUGUUUCAGUAGAAUAUGUUCUACACAUUCAAUUUUAUUCUAUAUAGGACAUUAUUUUAAUCUCCGUAAAUUUCUCAGUCGAGUUGUUAUCAUUAUUUUGUAUUUAUAUGAAUGUAACUCUAUUUAAUUUUAUUCUACAUAGAACAUUAUUUUAAUCUCCAUGAAUUUCUCAGUCGAGCUGUUAUCAUUAUUUUGUAUCUAUAAAAAUGAAACUAAUAUUUAAUCUUGAAUAGCUAUUAAUUUCAUCCCCUUAUUCGAAAAAAUAUGGACACCGUCAAUAAAAUUGAUAGAGUCUAUAGUAUAUUCUACGAAUAUUUUUGUAGUUGAAUGUUCCUUAUUAGAUAGUUUUUUACAAAUAUGAUUCAUGAAAAUUUUAUCUCUUUCCGAUAUUAAAGAUUGUUCUAACUACAAUAAGUAUUGCACAUUGAACAUUGAAUCUGAUACAGGUGCUAUGGAAAUAAUGCUUCUGUCAAUGACUGGAGCUGUGAUUGAAGUGAUGUACGGAGAACAAAGAUAACUUACUUAAUUUUUCCAUUUAUAUUGUAGAGGAAUUCUUUUUUCCUUGCAUUGUUGACCUAUUCUUGUGCUAAUUUAUUUCAUAGAUUUCUGGUUGAGCUAGAAAUAUAUUUUAUAUCUAGCAACUAGAUGAAAUUCCCAAGUGAUAAUCAAACACCAAAUAGAGUUAUAAAUUUAGGUAAAGUCCAUUUUAUCCAUUGCAUUUUUUUAUUAUUAGAAAUUCAUAUUCGUAUAAAUUUGAUAUUAGUAAAUGAAAACAUAUCAGUAUUAAAUUUGUACAUUAUAUUGACCUUAUUAAAAAAUCGACUAUUUAGUUUGAACAAAAUUGAUUAAUGAUGCUUAAUAUCUUUCAGUCGCCGAUUUAUCAAAACAUUGAUUCGAUGAACUGUUUUUUUAAAAGAUAUACAUACUUUUGAGACAUACUAAUAUUAUUAAAAUACUAUUAUAUUAUUAAAAUAGCCUUACAUGGUCAUAGACUCGCUGAUCUAGGAAUACGAAAUUGUUUUAAAAUACUAUUACAGUUAUUGUAACUAGAAUAAACCAGAAUUUCACCGAAAAUUCCGUUUGCAUAAUAAUAAUUCAUGAAUCGAAACUAAUGCUAGUUUUAGUUUAAUAACCGUGAUGCUUAAUUAGUCUACAUUAGAAUGAAGAAUAAAAUGGAUUAUUAUUAUUAUUAUUAAGCUCAGACAGACUCUGCUCUUUCAACUUCAUGUUAACCACUUUUACUAAAUUUUAUUCAUCGAUAGAAAAUAACUAUACCAUGGUAUUUUUAAAGAGCAAUAUAUAAAUGUGAUUACUUAUUAUUCAUUUAUCGAACAAUACGCGUAUAUCAGAAUACACACAUGUGUUUUUUACUAAAAUACGGUUUAUAAUAUUAUAUACUAUAAUCAUUAUACUUACCAAAAUAUAGGCUACGGUAAUUAUAUGAGAAUUAUUUAUUUCAAUAUAAUAUUGGAAUAUUUAAGUAGUUAAUCGGCUACAAUAUUACUAAUGAGUAUAUUCUUCUAGUAUUUUUGAGUCAUAAGAAAAGCUUCAAUACUGUGAGUCAUCAAAUUUAAUUAAAUAGGAGACAUAAUUUUUAUUACUAAUAAUAAAGUCAACAUGUAUUUCAUGAGAAUAUUUUCUUACAUAGGUUGAAGUAAUUUGCCAAUUCAAAAUUAGCAACUUUAUAAUAAUGAUAAGAGAUAAGCAUGAUUCACAAGAACUGAAAUUUGUAUAGCAGAUUGACUUUCUUGAAAUUUUUAGAUGCCGUGCUUUUAUAAAGUAGUAUACAUACUGUAUUUUUUAUAUUGUUACUAUGCUAUUCAAUCUCUUAUCUAGUAUGGUACCGGUAUACCUAUAUGUUUCAUAAAUUAUAUAAUAAUAUAAAUAAUUACAAAAAUAUUCUUGUCACAACUAUAUAAACAAACAUCCAUGUAGAAUAAAGCCCUGCGCUCACCAAUGAGAAUUAAUCUUUGUCAUAAAAAUCAACUUUGAAAUCAUCCUGCAGCUUACACUCAUCUCACGUCGCCGUGCCCAAGGCUUAGCGUUCCAUUCACUGCCCUAUUUGUUGUCCAACUUGUUCGACUACUAGUAGGAUCGUUUUCACCACUCACGCUCUGUCUUGUUUUUCAACUUCAGUCUAGUCGGAUGGAGAGCAAACGCUAGUUUGAUGUCGGACCUCAAGAAAUGUUACUGAUGAUCCAACAUACGUCCAGACUUCCAACCCAUUUACGGUCCGAUUUCGUAUUCAACAUUGGAUGUUGGACGACUAGCUGAACAACAAAUCGGACAGUGAAUGGCUUGCUUUAUCUCAGAAAAUAAUAUUCAACAUUUCUUCUCUCAACUUAUAUAAAUCUGAAAUUAAAAUGAUUCUUUCUACAGGUUUGUAAUAUGCUAAUUUUAGAACGGCAUUUGAUUACUCGUUAUUUUAAUAUUAGUUUGUAAUGUGUAAGUAGGUUUCUUAUUUCUGUUCUAUUAAAACUAACCAUCAAUACUGAGUAAAGAA
This is a messenger RNA of Nilaparvata lugens (brown planthopper), 3908 nucleotides long. It is a transcript of the gene viaf, whose product is annotated as viral IAP-associated factor homolog. The record is from RefSeq and is a predicted model, not a curated record. The transcript has 5 exons. Gene Ontology annotation, cellular component: cytoplasm. Gene Ontology annotation, biological process: protein folding. Lineage: Eukaryota; Metazoa; Arthropoda; Insecta; Hemiptera; Delphacidae. Bases 423 to 1112 code for a protein of 229 amino acids.